Messenger RNA from Chlorella variabilis, 522 nucleotides. RefSeq lists its product as hypothetical. The coding region runs from base 1 to 522 and encodes 173 amino acids. NCBI's taxonomy places the organism in Eukaryota, Viridiplantae, Chlorophyta, Trebouxiophyceae, Chlorellales, Chlorellaceae. The transcript is spliced from 5 exons. The record is from RefSeq and is a predicted model, not a curated record.
AUGGCCGCAAUUGGUGCAGCAGCCGCCGCCGCAGCAGCAGCGGCCGCCCAGCAGCAGCAGCUGGUCAGCCAGCUGUUUGCAGCAAGCACGGUGUAUGCGCUGGCGGUGGCGGCCCUGAUGGUGCUGCUGCCACGCUGGUCAGUCACGCGGCGCCUGGUGCGCUCACCGCUGGUGCUGCUGCCGCUCAUCGCUGUCUACGGCCUGCUGCUGGCGUGGUCCUGGCAGCCUGACACUUUCUCCCUCGUCCUGCCGGGCAGCUUGGCCGAGGGAUUCAAGGGCGGCUUCAACCCUCAGUUCAUGCCCAGCCUGGCCGGCAUCUGCACGCUCUUCUCCCGCUGGCUUACCGCCGCCUCGCUGUGGGUGCACCUGCUGGCUGUCAAUCUGUUUGCCGCUCGGGAGCUUUACAUGGAAGGGCUGGUGGAGGAGGUGCCGACCUGGCACAGCAUCCUGCUGUGCAUGACGCUGGCGCCGCUGGGCCUGCUGAGCCACACUCUGACCAAGGCCGUUGCACGGCGUACCUGA